Messenger RNA from Populus trichocarpa (black cottonwood), 1286 nucleotides. RefSeq names its product protein DMR6-LIKE OXYGENASE 2. The coding region runs from base 122 to 1156 and encodes 344 amino acids. Lineage: Eukaryota; Viridiplantae; Streptophyta; Magnoliopsida; Malpighiales; Salicaceae. Gene Ontology annotation, molecular function: dioxygenase activity. The record is from RefSeq and is a predicted model, not a curated record. The transcript is spliced from 3 exons.
GGUAGUCUAAUAAAAUGUCUAGAUUCAGUACACCUGAAAGCCCCCUUUAACACACGUUCUCCUAGUUUCUGUUGCAAGAAACACAAGACCAUUUGCUUCAUACUAAGAUUUAUCUUGUACCAUGGGAGAUUUAGAUUUGUCCUUCAUUCAAGAUCUUGAAAACAGGCCUAAUGUCAAAGUCAUAGAACCUGAGGAAGUCCCGGUAAUCGAUUUCUUCACUUCAAGCCACGGAGACACCAAAGAAAUUGUCUCAGAGAUAGGAAAUGCAUGCAGGAAGUGGGGAUUCUUUCAAGUAAUUAACCAUGGUGUACCUCUAGAGUUAUCUAAAAGAAUGGUGAAGAUGGCGAAAGAGUUCUUUGAUCAACCAAUCGAGGAAAAAAAGAAGGUGAAGCGAGACGAAGGGAAUUCUAUGGGGUAUCAUGAUAGGGAGCACACUAAGAAUGUUAGGGACUGGAAGGAAGUGUUUGAUUUCUCACUGGAAGAUCCUAGACUUGUCCCAGCCAUGGAUAACCUAGAUGAUCAGGAAUUGAGGACCAUAAGUAAUCGUUGGCCUCAGUACCCUACUGAAUUUAGGAAAGCAUGUCAGGAGUAUUCUCGAGAAGUGGAGAAGCUUGGUUAUAGGCUGUUGAAACUUGUUUCUUUGAGCUUAGGCUUGCCUGCUAACAGGCUAAAUGGCUACUUCAUUGACCAAACCAGCCUCUGUAGGAUAAAUCACUAUCCUCCUUGCCCUAACCCCAGCCUAGCUCUUGGGGUUGGUCGACACAAAGAUUUCAGUGCCUUAACUGUCCUUGCUCAGGAUGAUGUUGGAGGAUUGGAAAUAAGACGAAAAUCAGACGGUGAAUGGAUACCAGUUAAGCCAAUUCCAGAUGCAUUUAUCGUUAAUGUCGGCGACAUUAUUCAGGUUUGGAGUAACGACACCUAUGAGAGUGUGGAGCACAGGGUGGUAGUGAACACUGAGAAGGAAAGGUUCUCAAUUCCAGUACUACUCUUACCUGCUCACCAUGUCAACAUCGAGCCACUGGAAGAGCUACUUAAUGAGCAGAACCCUGCCAAAUACCAACGAUAUAAUUGGGGGAAGUUCUAUGCUAGCAGAAUCCGCGGUGAUUACAAGAAACGGGAUGUAGAAAAUAUCCAAAUUCAUCAUUUGAAAAAGUAACUUUCGUAGCUAGAGUGAGAUUUAUGAGUGUAGUUUAUGUGCAGUAGCAACUUGGUUUAGCUUCUUUGUAUUAAGGUGACCAAGAUGACAUUCUGUAAAAAUUUGGAAGAAUAAAUCAGUUUGCAAUGUA